Alternaria hordeiaustralica is the source of this 1326-nucleotide messenger RNA. RefSeq lists its product as uncharacterized. Lineage: Eukaryota; Fungi; Ascomycota; Dothideomycetes; Pleosporales; Pleosporaceae. Bases 1 to 1326 code for a protein of 441 amino acids. The record is from RefSeq and is a predicted model, not a curated record. The transcript has a single exon.
AUGCGUCACUCGGUGCCAAAGUCAAUUGCUCUUGGAUUGUUGUCCGCAUACAUCCUCCAAAGUAGCGGCAAACCAAUCAUACCGAUCGCUCCAUGCCAGAACGAAGUCGAUUGUAGCCACCCAUUCAACAACACGAAUUGGCCUCGUCUUACCCGUACUGAUGCUCUCCCGCCCGCACUCGACCGCAGAGCCAGUGGCGGAGGACGCCCAGACAGACCCAACGACAACAGUCCAAACACACCUCAUACAAACCCAGAUCAGCAAAACACUCCCUCUGACGCCGGCGAUCAGCAGGGUGAGUCUGGGGGGUUCAGUGAGCAGCAGGAGACCUCGGGUGGCUUUUCCGAUUCGCAGGAAACCGAGGGAGGUUUGAACGACAACGGGGAAGGCUCUAGUUCGCAACCAACAGCCCCCGACCCAGACGCUCAAUCAGUAAACCCAGAUACAGCCCCGAACCCCAACCCGGCUCCAAAUCCUAAUCCCGCUCCAAACCCUAACCCGGCUCCAGGUCCCAAUCCAGCUCCGAACCCUAACCCGGCUCCAGGUCCUAACCCAGUCCCGAACGCACCCGCAGGUAACAAUCCUGGUCAGCCAAACGCUGCUCAGUACCCGCCUUCAGCAAGGAACAACCACAAUCAACCGGCAACAAGCAACGGUCCUCCAAUCCGUCUCCCAGGCAACGUUAACGCCAUCUCUGUUACAGAUCGCAGGAACAGCUUCCAGACAAUAAUAGCCACCCACAACCUGAACGACCAGCCAUGGUUCUUCUUCAGUGGCCUCGAUGACAUGAAUCUCAAUGGAGAAUACAAGACCGCACUUCAAAGCCAUGUCGGGGCACAAGGCAGCAUGCGAUCUAUGAACGAUGUUUUGCCCAUGGAUGGCAGAAGUAUAUGGGAUGAACCUAGCAAACUAAAAGAGUGGGAGAAAUACAAUGACGAGCAGGCAAGUGGUGCUGAGCACUAUUACUGGGCUGUAAACUCGAAGGCUUUAGGUCAAGCAGUUCAAGGACAUAUCUACGUUGCGAUUCCCGCAGGUCGAGGCGUGAACCAACCCUACCCCGACAAAGGCUCGAACUGGUGGACAUAUGAGCUUCCAGAGCUCACUCGCAAUCCCAAUGUCGACAGUGUCAGAGUCGUCCCUUUCGUCAAAGACAUGGAUAACAACGACGGCGACCCGACGAAGUUUAUCCACUAUGGUCCUGAGACACAGAUCUGGACACGAGGAGACGAACCGAUUGGUACUCCAGCAAACGAGUAUGACCGCCUGGAGAGACCCGGUGAGAUAUGGGAGAAGCAGCCCGAGGUUGGCAUACCGAAGGAGAACUAA